This is a messenger RNA of Durio zibethinus, 1537 nucleotides long. RefSeq lists its product as uncharacterized. The record is from RefSeq and is a predicted model, not a curated record. Lineage: Eukaryota; Viridiplantae; Streptophyta; Magnoliopsida; Malvales; Malvaceae.
ACGCCACAUAAAAAACGCCAAACAUAGUCUAAACCGCAACGUUUUUGAUCCACUUGUCUUUUUCUAAGCCGCAUCAAAGUGCUAGCCUGAGACAGUUCCCGUCUGCUCUUUAUUCCAUGUGAUUUGACAUGUCCAAGCUCACUUUUUAAGGCUUGUAAAAGCAUCAUCUUUCAGUUUUAUGUAAUAUCCUUAAAAGAAUUUCACGAUGUUGGCAAGCACCAAUCUCAUCUGUUGCAACUUCUCUUACUUGCGUCAAAACUCUUCAACAAAGUUCAGAACUUCAAUCCAGGCUAGAAACCUUAGCCAACAAAGUCUUUUACUUUCCAAAAGAACCUCUAAAUGCUCAGUAUUCCUUGCACCCCACAAUCAAAACGCCUUAACUUUCUCAUUUCAGCAAAAGGGCGUUCUUCAAAUAUGUCAAAGUACCUUAAACACCCAGAAUUCGGAGGAAGAAACAGGUCAGAAUAAGGAGUCUUCUGUUAAGGGUAAAGAAGGAAGAGACUGGACAACCUCGAUUUUGCUUUUCGUGUUGUGGAGUGCUCUCAUGUACUAUGUUUUCAAUCUCGCACCUAACCAGACCCCGUCAAGAGACUUGUAUUUUUUAAAAAAGCUCCUGAAUUUCAAGGGAGAUGAUGGCUUUAGGAUGAAUGACGUUCUUGUAUCCCUUUGGUAUAUAAUGGGAUUGUGGCCUUUGGUGUACAGCAUGCUACUUCUUCCAACAGGCAGAAGCUCAAAAAAAAGCAUUCCCACCUGGCCAUUUCUGGUACUUUCAUGCUUUCUGGGUGCAUAUGCUCUUUUACCUUAUUUUGUCCUUUGGAGCCCUCCACCACCGCCUGUUGAAGAAAAUGAGCUCAAAAAAUGGCCUUUGAAUUUUCUGGAAUCAAAAUUAUCUGCCGGGAUAUCACUUGCUGCAGGAAUAGGUUUAAUCAUUUACGCAGGUUUAGCAAACGGUGACGUUUGGACGGAGUUUUACCGGUACUUCAGGGAAAGCAAGUUUAUUCACAUCACAAGCCUUGAUUUUACUCUACUAUCUGCCUUUGCCCCUUUUUGGGUUUAUAAUGAUAUGACUGCCCGCAAAUGGUAUGACAAGGGUUUUUGGCUUCUUCCUUUGUCAUUAGUGCCAUUCUUAGGUCCUGCUCUAUAUCUCUUCUUGCGGCCAUCACUAUCAGAUUUGCCUGUUGCAGUUAGCCCAACUACAUCCGAGCAAAAGUAGAAUUUCAGCUCCUUUCUUCUGUUGAACAUAUUUAUUGCACGACCACAGAAAGGGGAAAGCUCAGAGUCCUAGAAGAAGACUUAAUUAGAUAAUGAAUACUAGCAUCCCACUGAGAAAUGCAACCAUUGCCACAUGAUGUAGAGUUUAUUCAUCUUGCAGAUGCAUCAGAAAAUCAUCACCCAUUUUCUUCUUUACAGUCAGAUUCAGUUCAUGUAUGGUGUACUGGUGUAUUAACUAUUGAUGAUGAGUGUUGCUUGCUUAUUUCUUCUUUGCUCCUUGCAAUCUAUAAGAACUUGAUUUUACUGCUGUCUGUACUGUGAGUUU